Molecule: messenger RNA, 1042 nt
Organism: Eucalyptus grandis
Lineage: Eukaryota; Viridiplantae; Streptophyta; Magnoliopsida; Myrtales; Myrtaceae
Exons: 5
Coding region: 118-813 (231 amino acids)
Molecular function (GO): mRNA binding; protein binding
Source: RefSeq, a predicted model, not a curated record
CAAAAGCAGCAUCAAUAUCCUUUCUUUUGGCCAUUGUAUCAAUGCCCUUCACCAACCCAUUUCAAAAACAGCUUCCCAUAUCGAUUGUUAAAAGUGUUUUCUUCCGUUCUUUCUGAAAUGGAAAUGACUUCGCUGUCUCUUUCCCAUGCCAGGCUCCUUCCAAAGCCUCUGGUGACCUACUGCACUUCCUCUCUAUCGGUCUCAGCUCCAAGCUUGCCCUCAAAAGCUUCAAUCCCUGCUCACACUCCACUGCUCUUGAAUUGCUCAAUUAGCUGCUCAGAACAGCUUCGAGGAGCUAAGAUAAGAGCCAAACACCGGCAGCGAAUUCUUGGGCCUGUGUAUGCUUCUUCUGAAGCUGAAGGGCCUCCUUCAGCUGAUGUUGUUGCUGAAAAAUGGCUUCUUCAACCUGUUGGUGAUGGAGAUACAAGACACAUAGGUUUCAAGGUUGAUAUGCCAGGUGCCUUUGAAAUUGCUUCUAACUUGGUCACUGUUGGUCGUCUCCCAGAAAAAGCAGAUAUGGUGAUUCCAGUUGCUACAGUUUCGGGCCUUCAUGCUCGCAUCCAGAAGAAAGAAGGGAGCCUUUUGGUCACCGACUUGGAUAGCACCAAUGGGACAUUUAUCGACGACCGGAAGUUGAGACCUGGAGUUGCAGCCACCGUACCACCGGGGAGUUGCAUUACAUUCGGGGAUACGCAUCUGGCGAUGUUCCUAGUCUCGAAACUGCAAACCGCGGAAGCUUCUUCCAAAGACGAAGAACCCGAAGAGAAACCAGAGCCCGAGAGCUCAGAGGGUAGUACUGAAUCGGCCACCUGAAAGCACCGCGGCUCUUUCCCACCAUCACCUGGAAAUAAAUGCGGCCUUCACCGCAUGGUUGAGAUGUAUCUGCACGAUUGUACGUUCUUCUUCGUACGCUCGAGCCAUAGAAAAGAGGGUUUUUUACAUGUCCCCACAAAUUAAUUAGAGGGCAAAUGAUGGAACUCCUACGAUUCUGAGAUGACCAUCUUUGUCUACUACCAAAAUAGCUUUUGCUCUGGUCUUUCUA